Trichomycterus rosablanca is the source of this 1442-nucleotide messenger RNA. RefSeq names its product alanyl-tRNA synthetase domain containing 1 (gene aarsd1). The record is from RefSeq and is a predicted model, not a curated record. The coding region runs from base 47 to 1285 and encodes 412 amino acids. Lineage: Eukaryota; Metazoa; Chordata; Actinopteri; Siluriformes; Trichomycteridae. Gene Ontology annotation, molecular function: ATP binding; nucleic acid binding; Ser-tRNA(Ala) deacylase activity. The transcript has 12 exons. Gene Ontology annotation, biological process: alanyl-tRNA aminoacylation; regulation of translational fidelity.
CUCGUUAGCUUCUGUCUCUGUAGCUAAAUGUGUAUGAGAGAAGAUCAUGGCGUUUCAGUGCCAGAGGAACAGUUACAUGACAGAAUUUGUCACCACGGUGGUGUCCUGCUCUCCUGCCGAACUGAAACUAGAGAACAAUGGCAAGAAAGAGAAAGUAAAGGGAUACGAGGUGAUACUGAAGGACACGAUUCUUUUCCCUGAGGGAGGCGGACAGCCGGAUGACCGCGGGACCAUCGAGGAUUUAGCCGUGGUGCGAGUCCUGAGGCAGGGAGCGGAGGCGGUGCAUUUCAUCGGCUCUGAGUUCGAGGGAGGUCGUGAGGUUCGACUCAAGGUGGACUGGGAGCGCAGGUUCGAUCACAUGCAGCAGCAUUCAGGGCAACAUCUAAUCACUGCGCUGGCAGACAUGAUGUUUGGAUAUAAAACUACCUCAUGGGAGCUGGGCCGGCAGCGCAGCAGCAUCGAGCUGGACACGGCCUCCGUGAAGCCGGGACAGACGGAAGCCCUGGAGGCGGCGGUGAACGAGAAGAUCCGGGCUCACGUCCCGGUCACCGUGAGCCUCCUCUCUCUGGGCGAUCCGGCCGUGGAGAAGGUGAGGAGCCGAGGUCUUCCAGACGACCACGCUGGACCUGUUAGGAUCAUCGAUAUUGAGGGUGUGGAUGCCAACAUGUGCUGCGGGACCCACGUGUCCAAUCUUAGUCAUCUACAGCUUAUUAAGAUUCUGGGCACAGAGAAGGGGAAGAAGAACAAGACCAACCUCAUCUUUAUAGCCGGGAACAGAGUCCUGAAAUACACAGAGAGGAGCUACAGCACAGAAAAGUCCCUCACGUCCCUCCUGAAAACCGGUCCAGACGAGCACGUGGACGCCGUGGACAAGCUGCAGAAGACGGUGAAGCGCCUGCAGAAGAGCAACCUCGCUGUUCUCAGAGACAUGGCGGUUCUGAUAGCACAGAACUUCAAGAGCCGGGCAGACCGGGGCAACUUCUUCACCCUGCACAGCAAAGACGGCGACAACGAGUUUAUGAACAUCAUCGCUAACGAGAUCGGCUUUCAGGACACGGUUAUUUUUCUGACCGUGGGGGAGGAGAAGGGACCCGGACUGUUCCUGCUGGCGGGGCCGGAGAACGUUCUAACAGAACUGGGACCACGAGUUUCGGAGCUGCUGCAGGGCAAAGGUGCCGCGAAGAACGGGCGCUUUCAGGGCAAAGCCAACAGCCUGGUGAAGAGAGCCGAGGUCGAAGCUCUACUGCAGGAGCGCUGCCGUCAAAUCACGCCGAAAGAGGAGUGAAUCCGGGUGUGGUCGCUGCACAAACAGCCAAUAAAAGCUUCGACUGGACUGAAUGUGUUUCCACAACCGCUGGGGUUAAUGUACCUGAUUGUUGGAUAAUAAAUCGUUUAUCAUGUUUUAUUGUAAUAAUAAAUGUUUCUAACAUGUAUUUAAUAAA